Messenger RNA from Condylura cristata (star-nosed mole), 3051 nucleotides. Its product is annotated as KIAA1958 ortholog. The record is from RefSeq and is a predicted model, not a curated record. The coding region runs from base 27 to 2177 and encodes 716 amino acids. NCBI's taxonomy places the organism in Eukaryota, Metazoa, Chordata, Mammalia, Eulipotyphla, Talpidae. The transcript is spliced from 3 exons.
AGGAAAGACACUGCUGAUCCUGUAACAUGGAGGAUUGCCUUCAUACCUCAUCUGAGAAUCUGUCCAAGUUGGUCAGCUGGGCCCACAGCCAUGGGACUAUUUGCAGCCUCAUCCCAAACCUGAAACACUUGCUUUCGGAAGGUUCCCAUGGGAACCUGACUGCGAUGUGGGGCUGCAGUGCCGGGCACGCUUACCACUGGCCACUGACAGCUACUUGCAGAGCUGGGUCCCAAGAAAGGGUGUGUUUCCAGGAUAACCGAAGUUUUAAUUCUGAUAGUCCCAGCAUAAUCGGUGUACCGUCUGAGACACAAACAAGCCCUGUUGAAAGGUACCCUGGGCGUCCAGUGAAGACCAAGCUAGACUGCAAUCGGACCAGAGACUCCUGUGACUUCUCUUACUGCAGCGAGCCCUCUGAGCUGGACGAAGCUGUUGAAGAAUAUGAAGAUGACAACACCCUGUUUGACAUGGUUUGUGAGUCUUCAGUAACAGAUGAAGAUAGUGACUUUGAACCCCAAACCCAAAGACCUCAAAGCAUCACUCGAAAAAGGCCUGGAUUAGUCCCAUCUUCUCUCCACUCAAGCUCCCAGACUCAGAUGGUUGAUGAAUGUAGCAAUGAUGUCAUUAUUAAAAAAAUCAAACAGGAGAUUCCCGAAGAUUAUUACAUUGUGGCCAAUGCAGAGCUGACAGGAGGGGCAGAUGGGCCAGCCCUGUCCUUGACACAGAUGGCAAAACCCAAGCCUCAGACCCAUGCUGGCCCCUCUUGUGUGGGGUCGGCUAAGCUGAUUCCCCACGUAACAUCUGCCAUUGGCACCGAGCUUGAGCCUCACGGUGUGUCUGCAUCCCCCUCUGUGAUGUCCAGACCGGUUGUUCAGAAGACUGCCAGGGUAUCACUGGCCUCGCCAAACAGAGGACCUCCUGGAGCCCAUGGCACUAGCCAGCAGAUGGCCAUGCAGAUGCCUGUGAGCACGUCUCACCCCAACAAACAGAUCAGCAUCCCUUUGUCUGCCCUGCAGCUGCCUGGACAGGAUGAGCAAGUUGCCUCUGAAGAGUUCCUGCCCCACUUGCCUGGCCAGGUCUCCUCCUGUGAGGUAGCCCUCUCCCCCUCCGUUAACACAGAGCCAGAAGUGAGCUCCAGCCAGCAGCAGCCUCCCGUCGCGCCGACCAUAACCACCGAGGCCACAGCACAGUGCAUACCAGCCUAUUCUACUAAGCUCAACAAAUUUCCUGUAUUUAAUAUUAAUGAUGACUUGAAUGAUCUGUGUACCAGUGCAGUAAGCCCAAACACCACCAAAGCCACACGCUAUGCCCUGAACGUGUGGCGAUACUGGUGUAUGACCAACGGGCUCAAAGACCAUACGGACAUCACCAAGAUCCCCGCAGUGAAGUUGAACGAGCUGCUGGAGAACUUUUAUGUCACUGUUAAGAAGAGCGACGGCUCAGACUUCCUGGCUACCUCGCUCCAUGCCAUUCGCCGAGGCCUGGACCGCAUCCUGAAGAAUGCAGGUGUGGGCUUUUCCAUCACCAGCAGCACCUUCAGUUCUUCCACCAAGAAACUCAAGGAGAAGCUGUGGGUGCUGAGUAAGGCAGGGAUGUCAGGAGCACGGUCGCGCAACAUCGUCUAUUUCUCCCUCUCUGACGAAGAAGAGAUGUGGCAGGCUGGGUGUCUAGGGGAUGACAGUCCCAUCACUCUCCUGUCCACGGUCGUCAAGUACAACAGCCAGUACCUGAACAUGCGGACGCUGCAGGAGCACGCCGACCUGAUGUAUGGAGACAUCGAGCUGCUCAAAGACCCCCAAAACCAGCCCUACUUUGCCCGGACAGAUAGUGUCAAGCGGGAGAGCCGGAGUGGAUCCACGAGAGUGUGCCAUGGGAAGAUCUAUCACGAGCACUCCAGGGGCCACAAGCAGUGCCCUUACUGCCUCCUCUACAAAUACAUGUACAUCCACCGGCCACCCACCCAGAUGGAGGCCAAGUCCCCUUUCUACCUGACGGCCAGGAAGGAGGCCACAGACAUGGGCAGUGUGUGGUACGAGGAGCAGAGGAUGGGGCUGCGGUCCCUCCGGGGAAUUGUCCCAAACUUAGCCAAGAAGGUCAAGCUGGAAAACUGUGAGAACUUCACUUUUGUCUCCUUUACUCAGGUCUCCAGGAGGCUCGGCUCCCACAGCUGCUGCCAGUGAGUCUUCCCUCCAUGCAGGCCAAGGCCCGAGUUCUGAACCCGAGUUCUGAGGCGGCUGGGAGGACCAUGACUUCAUGGGCAGGCUGGUCGGCGUCCAUGUGACCUGCUGUUCCUUUGACUUUUGAGAUUUUUAACUGAACGUAGAUGAGUCUCAGUGAUUCGGAUGGUUUCUCCAAAUGCUUGUCACCUUUGCUAAAUUAUAGAAUCUAAUACCAUGUGUAAUUGCUACAUACACAAGAGUGAGGCAGUUCAUUUUAUCUAGUGCCUUUUUAGCACAGAUUUUCCUCAAAUGAAAAAAGAAAAAGCCCUGGUUAAGUAGUCAUAAAAAAAAAAAAAUCCCAGUAGCCUCGUAGCUUUAGAAUGUUAUGAAGACUCUCUACGCUUUGUGGAAUUAACACUCGUAAUUAGGAACUAGAAAGAGGCAGACGUGUUAACUAUUUCCAGGAGAAAAAUUGCACUUGCCACUGCUUUCUAUUUUGCUGAUGCAUCUGUGGGUUCCCGGCGCCCCGUAGCCUCCCUGAGUGAAAGAUGGCGACGCUGCGGUCAGCCGCACCAAGGGCUCGGAUCACCGGCGUGAACUUGAUUUCUUAAAAAAAAAAAAAAAAAGUGUACCAAAAGGUGUUUGUGAGGACAAGGUUUCCAGUGAACUAUGUUUGUACCUUGAGGGGAUUUCCAAUGGUGAAAGGACUUGGUGGCUUGGAAAAGCAAUCUGUGAUCAAAAUGUGAAAAACCUGAAGCGGAAGUGCCUACAUCUUAUUUCUUAGCACCAUGUGAAAACUAUUUUCACUUGAACAAAUUUUUUUUUUUUAAUUCUUUGUGUCCUGCAGUUGUUCUGUCAGCAUAGCACACUGAAUCUGUACAGCCAUUUUCAGGUU